UCGUCAGUUGGCCGCUUGGGUCGCCAGUAGUCGUCAGUCUAGCGAAUAUGGCUGAGAACAAUGGCAAUAGUUGUUAAGCUAACUCUGCGUUCCGCUGGCACUUGUCAACAAAGACGUUACCCUUGAUCUGCGCGCGACGAAUUACGGUCGCCUGGCAUAGCGGAAUCCGGAAACAAUAUUAUGGCAACUGCUAUGCAACUACAGGAGAAUGGCAUGAAACCGUUAACAAAUAAAUCACUGAAUCAUGUGAAGGAUGUUAAUAAUUUAGACAAUGCAAACUCCUGUACGGAAGGAAAAGACAAUAGAUUGUUUGAUGAUCAACUUCAACCUUACGUGGAUCAUGCCGAAGUACCUCAAGAAGAGACUAAUAAACAACCUCACGAAGAGCCCCACGAAGAACCUCCAGAGCUUGAUAUUGUUAUUAACAAUGUAGUUUGCAGCUUUAGUGUAAGGUGUCACUUGAACUUACGAGAAAUAGCGCUCCAUGGAUCGAAUGUUGAAUACAGAAGAGAAAAUGGGAUGAUAACGAUGAAAUUAAGGAAACCAUACACGACAGCAUCUAUCUGGUCAUCUGGUAAAGUAACGUGCACUGGUGCAACCAGUGAAGAUGAAGCAAAAACUGCUGCACGCAGAUUUGCCCGCUGUCUUGAAAAACUAGGAUUCAAAGUGAAAUUCAAUAAUUAUAGGGUGGUCAAUGUAUUAGGCACUUGUUGUAUGCCAUUUGCUAUCAAAAUAACAUCAUUUUCGGUGCAUCAUAAAGAACACGCUGAUUAUGAACCUGAAUUACACCCUGGUGUUACAUAUAAGCUAAAAGAACCAAAAGCUACUCUGAAGAUAUUUUCUACAGGAAGUGUUACUGUAACAGCACCUAACGUUGCUUCAGUCCAAGCAGCAAUUGAACAUAUUUAUCCACUAGUCUACGAGUUCCGCAAGGAACGAUCGCCUGAGGACGAACUUGCGUUGUCAACGAAGAAACGCAAAUUAGGCUUGAAAAGAAAACGGGAUGAGUUCCUAGAAGAUGAGCCCGAUUUCUCAUAUGAAAGUAUGAUCUCCGACGCAGAAGAUCCACUUGACGAAGUGGGAAGUGAUGGCAGUUCGAACUGAUCUGUUUUAUUUUAUCGCUCUACUGUUAAAUGUGAAACUGUUGUCUAUAUCUCGUUCUUUCAAUAUAAUAGAUGCGUACUGCUCUAUGUACAAAAGUGUUAUUGCUAAAAGUGAAGUGAAGCGUAAAUUCGUUUCCACUAUAGUGCAUCGACAAAUGUGUGAAUGUUAGGGAUAAAAAAAAUAGAUACAUAAAUGCACUUAUGUAUACAGACAUACACAGGGGCAUCAUUAUCAAGUACACAUCAAAUGAACUGAUCAUCUUGAAAAAAUGAUAUCCUAAAUAGUUACUUUUGUUAGCAAUAUCGCAUUAUAAAUACAAAAUAGAUAUAUGUGUAAUGUGUAAUGCACUACGUGCAUUGCAAAUGUAAAUAUGAGAAUACAUAUAUAUUUAUAUUUGUAUUUAUAUACUUAUAUUAAUAUAACUUCGCAUAAGUAGAUGCUAUCGUCAACAUCUACAUGUAUGUAUAUACACAUACACGAGCAUGUAUGCGUAUGUAUGUAUAAAUAUGCGUAGAACACACAUUUAUAAUUAUAGAAGAGAAAUGAUUAAUUUUUUUGAAGUUUAUUUAUCAUUAGGCAAAACUUAUAUAACGUGCUUCUUUGGAUUAGUACAGGUUUAUAAAAAAAAAGUGCACAUUGUUCACAUAUGUGUAUACGUACAUGCAUAUAUUUAUGCAUAUUGUGAAUUGUAGCCUGUACUUUUACGUUUCCAUUUAUUUUUAUUAUUUUCAAUUUAAUGAUAAUUGAUAGUUUUGCUUAAUUAACAUAUUGUGCCAAAGAUAGAUGUUCAAAAUUUAAGACAAAGUGAUCAAGAUUAUGUACACACGACUUUAUCCGUUGUAACGAUUAGCUUUUACAGUUCUCAUAAUCGAUUGAAACGUGUCCGAAAAUAUUUUAGUUUCCUAAAUAUUUUAUAGAAAGUAUUUUUUUUCAUCGAGAUCAAAAUAUUUUAUUUUGUAAUUUGGAUUCUGUUCUACAAAAUGCAUACCAACUAAUAUAAAUCCGUACUGCCAGCAGCUCGUUCUCGCUCAAAUAACUUCUCUUACUGAAAAGAGUUAUGUAUCCUAUAGUUUAUUAUUAUAUUCCUACAUUCAAUAUCUCUUGGUAUGUCUUAAGUGUACAAAUAUUAUUUUAUAUGUUUAUAUUCACAAAAUUUUCUAUACGAGAUAUUUGUAGGAAUUGUUUAACUACUAUAAACACACAUGUAAAUACGGCUACAUUUGUUAAAUACUAUAGUAAAUCUACAUAGAAAAUUAUACUAAUAGCAUAAGCGUACGAUGAGUAAGAAAAUUAAAUAAAUAUGCAUUCAUUUUUUAUAUAAUCAAUCAAAAGUGAACUAAAUCCUUUCGUUUCAAUAUUUUGUUAUACGUAUUAUAACAAAAUUUAGUAUUCUUUUUAGUUUUAAACAUAUCAAAAUUUUACGAAAUAGACAAGAUUAUUUGCAUUGUUUGGGCGAAUACGGGCUGUUUUUUUUGUGGAUGUAAACGUUAAAUGUUAAAUUUGGUUUUAAAAUAUCUAUUAUUACAUAAAAGGAUGUAGUCUGGUUUGCAGUAUUCAUGAAUUCGGAUUCACGUAUUACAAUAGAGUUUAUUUUAAUUACGUAAAUAUAAUCAUAAAGCCAGAAUCGUGACAUUAAUUUAGAACUGUGACAAACUAUUAUUUGUAUAGCAAUUUUAAUUCAUUGCGUCGGUGUUUUACGAAAAGUACUUCUUAAAAUCACAAGUUUAAACGUACGAAACGAAUGUAUUGUGUUCACUGAGAUAUUUAUUUUCGACUUAUAUAUACAUAUAUAUAACUGACUGGAAUUGCAUAUUCUAGAAUCUGCAACAAAGACAUAAAUAAUGCGAUAGGACCUGUUAUAGUGUUAGUUUUGUUUUUUUUGUAUUAGUCAUCACAUACACAUUAAUACAUACACAUUGAAAGUAUUUAUUUAUCACUUGCAGUAUCCUUAUGAUAUUAAGCGCAUUUGAAUCAUGUCAUUUUCAUAAGCAUUAAUUUUCUGAAAAAACUUGGAGUAUCAUCUGAACAGCCUACGACGAUGUUUAUUUUGUCCAUUCAUAAAAUAUUUUCAUGAAAAGAAAUAUUUUUACACGACUUUGCAAAUCUAAUUAAUUGUAUUUUUAGAACUGGGUUUUUUAUGUAAAGAUGUAUAUCGGAUAUUGUGCAAAACAUUACACUGAGGGUAUAAUAUAAAAUACGUUGUCUUUCUUAUACUUCGCAAUUAUUCACGUAUAUACGAAAUUUAACCUUUUUGUUUUGUGAUUAGCUGAAGAAAAGCAAUAUAUUGGUACAUGAGAAUAUAUAGAAAAAUUAUUAAAGAUUUGCGUAAAUCGUUAAUUAAUAGGAAAAAUUAAUAGAAAAAUUAAUAUGUGAAUAUCAUAUGAAUAUCUUAUCAUUACAUUAAGUACAAGAAAAUACGAUAAGGUAUGGCCGAUAUUUUAUUAAAUGAUUAAUCUGUUCGUGCCAUAUGACAUACAUUAUUCGUUAAAAUUAGUUGAAGCGGAGUUUCAUAAUUUUCAUAAUGUAUAUAUUGUUUUUACACUGAACAAAUUUUUUACGAUUUAAGCUGAAGUCACUGCCCUUAGUGUAUUGAAUCAGAAAGUGUAAGACUAAAUCCACUAAUGAGUACGUGACACAACUUAGCACAUUUUGUUUACAUUAUUGGAAAUAAAUGCUAUUCUUUGCGUUAUUAAUCAUAAGAGUUAAAGUUUAAGCGAAUGAGAAAAGUUGAAUGAUAAGACAUUGUCGAAGUGUAAUGACAAAAAUAAAUUCUAUCAUAUAUUUAA
Wasmannia auropunctata (little fire ant) is the source of this 3890-nucleotide messenger RNA. It is a transcript of the gene Trf2, whose product is annotated as TATA box-binding protein-like protein 1. Bases 181 to 1104 code for a protein of 307 amino acids. Lineage: Eukaryota; Metazoa; Arthropoda; Insecta; Hymenoptera; Formicidae. The record is from RefSeq and is a predicted model, not a curated record. Gene Ontology annotation, biological process: DNA-templated transcription initiation. The transcript has 5 exons. Gene Ontology annotation, molecular function: DNA binding; general transcription initiation factor activity.